CACCACACUACCUUCUUCCUUGCCACUUGGUUUCCGUUCUUCUCUUCUUCGGCUGCCGUAUGGUUGCGCUUCCAUUCCUUUUCAAUUUCUUCCCAAUUCCUCUCGUCGUCUAAGGACGCUGGACUGAUCGCCAUCUCAUCGUUGGAUACGAUACCUUGUUCCCCCAACUUCGAAUCAUUGCAGAGCAAUUGACUAGACAUUCGCUACCGAAUGACAUUCAUUUCGCAUACCUCACCCUGCAGUUGAAUUUGCAACACAGACAUCGGUCGCUCCUUCAAACCUACCUUGACCUGCUUGAAGCUGGAGUCAUUUCUCUGGGGGAGAGAAAGUUGGGAAAAGUACCGAGGCUCAUCGCGGCGUCAGGAUAAUGCUCACACCUUCAUAACCGGUAACGGACCAGUGCGGCCAAUUCCAAGCAGCGCAAACUGAGAGCUUGCAACGCUGUUGAGCAGCUGAAUCCUAUUCUCCAGACACAAUGUCCCACGCUCGACUGCCUAGCCAGUCGAACCGAUUCCACUAUCCACAAUACGCAAAUCAACAACAGCAACAACCAGCAGCUGAUUAUGCUCACCCUUCCCAGUAUCAACAAAAUCAGCAAGAAUUCCCUCCUCAUCCCUCGAUAAGACUACCAGCAAAUGCCAAACUCAAUGUCCGCCAGGUACCAUUGGGAGUGGGAGUUUCUCCGCCGCCAGUAAGAUUUGCAAGUCCCCAGCGGCCACCGCAGAGACCAGAAGGAUCCGGGGUAUUGGUUCAGGAUUUUAAAUUUCCGACGGCACCUCCGGUUCCUGAGAGUUCGACAGGAAACACAAAGCAAGAUGCUUCCCAAUCCCCGGGCAGAAGGUAUAACGUCCACGAGUCUUACAUGUCGUCUGUGCUUGAUGACUUUGUUACCCCUGGCACUACUCCUGGUUCUCGAUCCAGAGGCUUUCCUACACCUAAGAGAUACUCGGGUUCGGUGUACGCAGAAAGUGAAGCUUUGGGAGUCGACGAACGAUACGAUCAGGGCAUCACCAGCCAAAAUAGUAGCAGAUCAACCUCACCAGAAAACAGUCCUCAGAUUGUACGUCAAGCGAGUGUUGGAAAACGAGCCAAGCCUGCGAUGACCACAAUCAAGAAUAGAAACAGCCACAUGGGUCAUGAGAUACCAGAAGAAGGCGCAGGUAAUGUUACUUCCACGACCCGAGCUGCAGCCAUGAAUGCACUCAGUGCUGCCGUUGCUGCAGGAAUAACCACCAAGCCACCACACUUCCAACCUGAAUCCUCUGAAUCGCGCAGUUACACCCCAGUCAGAAUGCCUUUCGAUACCUCCCCACCAGCCUCUCCUUCUGCUGACAGAGAAUACCUGCAAACUCCCAAAUCAUUAAGCACCAUAGCCACCACCAAACUCUUCGAGCCCACCCCCAGCUCAUCGCACUCUCGCAAGUCAACCAACCCCCUCCUCGGUCUAGGCAUUGAACAACCUUCGAUGAGUGAUAAGAUCCCUCCCAACCGAAGGCCUCCGAGGCUGGAUAUGGACGCAGUCAAGGAAGCUGAACAACGUGGCAGCACCACCAGUCUCUCGGACCUCAUUAGAAGAGCCACAAGACUAGCUGCGAAUCUGGACCGAGGAAAGACUGCAAGCAGACUAGGUAUGCUGGACAUGUGGGGAAGUUCUGAUAAGCUCAGCAACGCCAACCGGCACUCGACGAUGUCGGACAUGAUCUCAGCUUUCCCUGCUCCCGCUGCUGGCGGUACUCCCACAAAUCGAAAGGAUGGAGGCUGGCCCCUGACUGAAAAGGGUGAAGUCUACGCCUCAACCACGGAUUUGUCGAAAGACCCAUCUCGAACGAAACGGCGGAAGUGCUGUGGUCUACGAUUACCUGUUUUCUUCAUUGUCCUCGUGGUCGGCAUUAUUGUGGUCGCCGCUGCUGUGUUAAUUCCUAUUUUCCUAAUUAUUGUACCGAGACAACACUCAAAAGACAACUCCUGCGCAUCCAUUCAUCCUUGCGAGAAUGGUGGCACAAGUAUAUCUAGUCAAGAUACUUGCGUUUGUGUCUGUUCUAAUCGCUUUACCGGAAGCCAGUGCGAAACUCCUGGAGAUGUUCAAGACUGCACGACCACUACUUUAAGCGAAGGCUCCAACCAGUACAAGAACGCCACCAUGGGAUCUUCGGUGAUGCCUUCACUUUUGCAAGCCCAGAGUCAGUUCAACAUCUCGCUGAAUUCAUCAACCAUUCUAUCCCUCUUUUCAUCCAACAAUUUGUCAUGUACCAGUGAGAAUUCUCUCAUGAAUUUCAAUUCGACUUCACAAUCAACCAAAACAAGGAGAUUCAUCAUGGUACCUGGUCUGGAACCACAAAGCAAUCGACUUGCCUCAAUCGAUGAUAGCCCUGCCCAACCUGUGGUUAGUAAGCGCGUUGAAGAUCCCAGAGGAUUUCAAUUCGAACGAAGAGACGACAGUGUUACGGUGGGCACCUCCAAUGGUAUCGUCUUUCAAGCCACGUCAGCUACUGAUAUUGGUGCCGUGCCAACACCUUCGUCAUCAGAUGAUAGGGGCGUGUCUACCGUCACCAGCGUGGCAGAAUCCAGCAGCCCAACAGCUGCCGCAUCUUCAAGAUCUGAGUCCAGCAGUCCAAGCGCCACAAGUAGUGGCAGCGCAUCCAAACCAACGUCUACUGUGACGGACAAAGAAGUCGACUUUGCUCGCGUUGUAGUGUUGUUUGUGUUGCAACAGUCACGCACGCUAGACGUGGCAGUUCAUGCCCAGCAGAAGAUGGAGGACUUUUUCCAACAACAAACACAAGGCAAUUCGUCUACAACGGUUGAUGUCGGGGAAGGGAAUCAACGAUUCUCGGCAGACUUUGAUGCAUUCAGUAUCAAACUAGGCAAUGGUUUAGUUGUUGGCGGAACGAAUGCAGACUGAAUCGUUCUGGACUUGGCAACUGCCAUGUUCUCAGAGGCAAUGUGCCGAUUUUUGAAUGUUUUAUUAAAAAAAUCAGGCAAUGAACCGCUUAUGGGGACACCUUUUGCAGGCUUGGAUGGCACUUUGCAUAAGCAGAACGUUCUGGAUAUGCAGAAAACAUUGGUUUUCUAUUUCACCUUGUUCACCACAUUUUUCGACGAAGAAGCAGAAAAGGAGGGCGGAGGGGAAGGUCAAUCUCUCUUUUUCACUUCGAAAUCUCCUUAAUUUCAACAGCCCAACCAUGUGCUGUCUUUGUUUCGUUGGGCUUGUUGGCCGAGGCCAAAAUGGCGCUGAGGGAUUAGCACGUCCUCUCUGUAUUGUACUUUUAUCCUCCAUGUAUGCGAAUAUCUUUUUUAGCGAGCGAGCGAGCAAGCAAGGCAAAAGGCAAGCGAAGCCCAAAAAUUCCAAGCUGAGAUUCAUUUUAUGCUACUAGCUUCUUUUUUUCAUCAAG
Exophiala oligosperma is the source of this 3392-nucleotide messenger RNA. RefSeq lists its product as uncharacterized. Lineage: Eukaryota; Fungi; Ascomycota; Eurotiomycetes; Chaetothyriales; Herpotrichiellaceae. The record is from RefSeq and is a predicted model, not a curated record. The transcript has a single exon. The coding region runs from base 476 to 2902 and encodes 808 amino acids.